Messenger RNA from Pogona vitticeps (central bearded dragon), 1804 nucleotides. RefSeq names its product C-X-C motif chemokine receptor 4 (gene CXCR4). Gene Ontology annotation, cellular component: external side of plasma membrane; membrane. NCBI's taxonomy places the organism in Eukaryota, Metazoa, Chordata, Lepidosauria, Squamata, Agamidae. Gene Ontology annotation, molecular function: C-C chemokine binding; C-C chemokine receptor activity. Gene Ontology annotation, biological process: immune response; positive regulation of cytosolic calcium ion concentration; cell chemotaxis. The record is from RefSeq and is a predicted model, not a curated record.
AAGAGGCGAGGGUGGUGCCGCGGGUGGCGGGAGAACUUGCUUGGGCGCUGGGCGCGGGUCAGGGUCAGAGGCUGAGCGGCCGGCGGAGCAGCGAGCGCGGAGGCAGGAGGGAGCCAUGGAGCCCAGCGUGGAUAUGUCUUCUGAAUUCUUUAUUUUUAUGUCCGAUAAUAGUACUGAUGAACCAGGUUCUGGUGAUGAUGGGAAUUACCAAGAGGUUUGCUUGCAAGAAGAGAACGCUGAUUUCAACCGCAUCUUCUUGCCCACCAUCUUCUCUAUCAUCUUCUUGACAGGAAUCAUUGGCAACGGCCUGGUGAUUGUCGUCAUGGGCUAUCAGAAGAAGUUGAGAAGCAUGACGGACAAGUACAGGCUCCAUCUCUCGGUGGCUGACCUGCUGUUUGUCAUCACUCUACCUUUCUGGUCUGUGGAUGCUGUGAUCAGCUGGUAUUUUGGAAGCUUCUUGUGCAAAGCGGUUCAUGUCAUUUAUACUGUCAACUUGUACAGCAGCGUCCUCAUCUUGGCCUUCAUAAGCCUAGAUCGGUAUCUGGCAAUUGUACACGCUACCAACAGCCAGCGACCCAGGAAGCUGUUGGCUGAAAGGAUUGUCUAUGUUGGUGUUUGGUUGCCAGCUGUGCUUUUGACGGUGCCUGAUAUAAUCUUUGCCAGCACCAGUGAGGUUGGCGGGAAAUAUGUCUGCCAGCGAUUUUACCCUCAUGACAACUGGAUGAUUUCCUUCAGAUUUCAGCAUAUCUUAGUAGGUUUGGUCUUGCCUGGUCUUAUAAUACUGACUUGCUACUGCAUUAUCAUUUCUAAGUUGUCCCACUCAAAAGGUCACCAGAAGCGCAAAGCCCUGAAGACUACCGUCAUCCUUAUUGUUGCCUUCUUUGCUUGCUGGCUGCCCUACCACAUUGGCAUCAGCAUUGACACCUUUGUCCUCCUUGGAUUCAUCGACAACGGCUGUAACUUUGAGGCAGUCCUCCACAAAUGGAUCUCCAUUACUGAAGCCCUGGCCUUUUUCCAUUGUUGCCUCAAUCCCAUUCUAUAUGCUUUUCUAGGUGCCAAAUUCAAGACCUCAGCCCAAAACGCUUUGACCUCUGUUAGCAGAGGAUCAAGUCUUAAAAUCCUGUCCAAAGGCAAGCGAGGCGGACAUUCUUCUGUGUCGACUGAGUCUGAAUCUUCCAGUUUCCAUUCCAGCUAACAAAGGAGGUCUUCUAUUUUCCCUCAAUGUUUGUAAAAAGUGGAACUCUUGUACAUAAACACACUCCACAGGAUUUUGGAGGAAAGCAUCCUCUAAGAUCAUGGAUAUGAUUAUUCCCAGUUGGAAUAUUAUAUUUGUUUAGUUUUCUGUAGACUUAUUUAUAAAAUAUAAAACAAAAGCUGUACAUGUUGAUAAGAGAGUAUCUAGGCAGGACCUGAGAAUAUGUGAUUGGUUGACAAGGUUCAUUGUUUAUCUGUCUAGUUGUACAACUGUUGGAUCUUAACACUUAGAGCAUAGCAUAUCUGAUAUGUGUGAGUUGUUUGUAUAUAAAAGAAGUAUUUCCAAUAUACUUGUUGGCAAAAAGGCAUACUCUUCUGUAUUAAGGACUCUAUCCCAAAUUGCAUAAGCAGUUACAGUUUACAGUAGUUUAACUCCACAAACUUACUAAAGGCAGUAUCAAAAUGAAUUCAACUUGAAUGCAGCUUGAUUGCACCCAAGGGUGCUUACAACCAAAGUAUCUUCUCACAACUUUUUUAAAAUUUGGGAACAAAUUGGUUUGCAAAUGUCUGCCAUUGUACAGUUGUAAAUAAAAGUGUGUGACAAAGGGAA